AUGAAUUAUAAUAAAAUUUUUCAGUUUGGUAUUGUAAAGUGGAAAAUUAGGAAUAAAUUUCAAUGUCUAAAUGCUGAGUGAUAUAUAUAACAAGUCAGCAUAGAGACAGCAAUUACUGUUCGUCAUGGACAAUAAAGAUGAGAAAGAUGAUAAAACUGAACUUGGAGGUACCACAGAAGAUGAUGAGAAAAAGCUUCAAGAGGAGAAGGAACAAGCCUCCAACUUAUUGAAAGAGACAAAUGAAAGGAAUGCCGCCAAAUCAAAGUUCAGAACUCAAAAUCAGAAUGCUGCUGAUCAUCGACCUGAUGAAGAUUAUUUUCACAAACUUGAUUCAAGUUUGAAGAAAAACACUGCUUUUGUUAAAAAAUUGGGAAAACUUACAGAGCAACAGAGAAGUUCAUUAGAAAAGGAAUUCAAUUCUCUCAACUUGACCAGAUAUAUUCAAGAAGUGGUUUCUACAAUUGUGGAUGCCAAGUUGAAAAUGUCUGAUGUUCCAUGCGCUGUUUAUAUAUGUUCCCUAAUGCAUCGAAGAUAUUCAGAUUUUACAACUCUUCUGUUUCAAACAUUGAGGAGAACUUUUCAGCAGAGAAAUGAAGAUAAAGCAAAUUUGUGCAACAUCAUGAGCAAACUUCGCACAGAGCUACGAUUUGUAUCUGAACUUACCGUGGCGGGAAUUCUGACAGACAAGGGUGGUUUAACAUUGGUUUAUAACCAACUAAGUAUGAUGAUUAAUGUCGAUAAAGACAAACAUGAUUUAUUAUCUGUCGUCAUCAGCUUAUGCAAACAUUGUGGUGAAGAUUUAGCAGGACUUAUAUCUAGGAAAAAUAGAACAUUGGCGAGCAAGUUUGACAUUGAGUUGCCACGAAGCAACGUUUUCGCGGCAGAAAAACAGAAAAUAUUUUACAAUGCGUUGACUGAAUAUUGGCAAUCGGUCCGCGAUCAUUUGCUGAAGAUUCACAAAGAAUUGAAGAAAAUGGAUAAAUCUAAUAAGCAAAUUCUUCAGACGAAAGGUGAAUUACACGAAGAGCGAAGCAAAGCAUUCCAAGAGAAACAAUCUUCUUAUUUAAAAUUGUCGAUGAAUUGUAAUACACUGGCGGAUCUUUUGGAUGUCGAUGUUCCCGAUUUACCGGAAGAUGAACUAACAUCACAAGAUCCUGAUUCGUCUAUAAAUAUCUACGAUCCAGCAGUGAAAGGAGCAGAAUUACUCGGUGAACAAUCACCAUGGGAAGAUGAAGACCAAAUGUCUUUUUACACCAAUUUAUUAGACUUGAAAGCAAUCAUUCCUGCAAUUUUAUUCAAGGACAAUGCUGCAAACAAAUCUGGUAAGAAGAGUCCAAGCAAGCGAACUAGAAUGAAAAGUGGUUCUCAGGAGAAACCGAUAGGACCAAAAAUUUCAGGAAAGGGGGAAGAGUCCAUUGAUCGAAUCGCUGAGGAUAUGUCAGAAAUAGACAUCGGUCAAAUAGAUGACGCAGCAAAAGAUGCUGUUCAAAAAGCAACAGAAGCUGCAACUGCUGUUGUCAGUGGCAACGCAGAAGAAAACAACGAUGAUGUAGAUGAAGAUGAUGAUGACAUUGCGGAAAAUGAAGAAGAUAUUGAGAAACAAGUUCUCGGACAAGAUGACGAAACUGAAGAAGAAGAUGUUAAUCUUGGAACAACAAUGAAAUUAAUGAUGGAAAAUUUCAUAACAUCAUUGCAGAAUUGCAUCAAUCGUGAUCUUAUUGAUCGAGCUGCACAAGAUUUCUGCAUGAAUUUGAACACCAGAGUAAACAGAAGAAAACUUGUUCGAGCUCUUUUCAAUGUUCAUAGAUCGAGACUUGAUCUUUUAUCAUUCUAUGGUCGUCUUGUUGCAACUUUGCAUCCAUGUAUGCCAGAUGUUGCUGAAAACUUAACAACUAUGCUUUUGAAAGAUUAUAGAUUUCAUAUGCGAAAAAAGGAUCAAAUUCACAUUGAAAGUAAAGUAAAAACAGUUAGAUUCAUUGGUGAAGUUACCAAGUUUGGAAUGAUUUCUCAUUCUGAUACUCUCAACUGUCUUAAACAACUCAUUCAUGACUUCUCUCCUCAUGCUAUUGAGAUGGCUUGUGGAUUGCUAGAAGUUUGUGGUUGUUUCUUAUUCCGCACUCCCGAGACUCAUUUACUCACAAGAGUACUACUUGAGCAACUCAUGAGAAAACGAACAGCAAAACCACUCGACACAAGAUAUUCAACCAUGAUUGACAAUGCCUAUUACUACUGUAACCCUCCAGAAGUUGAAAAGGUUGUCCAGAAACCGCGACCACCUCUUCAUCAAUACAUCAGGAAGUUGAUCUACAAAGAUUUAUCAAAAUCAACUGUUGAAAAAGUUUUGAGACAAAUGAGAAAACUUCAAUGGACGGAAGAACCGGUAAAGAAUUAUGCCAUCAGGGUUUUAACCCAAGUUUGGAAUGUCAAAUUCAACAAUGUACAUUGUCUGGCAAGUCUUGUUGCAGGUCUUAUUAGUUAUCAAGAUGAUGUUGGUAUCAAAAUUGUAGACGAUUUAUUGGAAGAGAUUAGAAUAGGAAUGGAGAUCAUCCAUCCUCGAUAUAACCAAAGAAGAAUAAGUGCGGCAAAAUACCUGGGAGAAUUAUAUAACUAUCGAAUGUUUGAUUCAACAAUUAUUUUCAAUACAUUGUAUUCAUUCAUUACAUUCGGUGUGAGUUAUAAUCACAUGAAUCCAUCUGUACUGGAUCCACCUGAACAUUUAUUCAGAAUAAGGCUUGUCUGCAUACUUUUGGAAACAUGUGGACAAUAUUUUGAUAGAGGUACGAGUAAGAAGAAGCUGGAUUAUUUCUUGCAGUAUUUCCAGAGAUACAUCUGGUUUAAGAAGACUUCUUCUAUAUGGUCACAAACAACUGAAGGAAGUGAGAGUGAAGAUGAACAGCAGACUUCCAAGUUUUUGAAACCUCCUUUCCCUGUUGAAAUUGAGUAUUUGGUGCAAGAUACAAUUGAACCACUGAGACCAAAAUUAAAACUGGCUUCUUCUAUACAAGAAGCUAAUAAAUUUGUGGCCGAUGUAGAAAAGGAAAUUUUCGCAAAACUUGCUGAAGUUGCUCCAAAUGACAAUUUCCAUAGUCUAGGCAACAUUCCUUCUAAAGAAAGUCAACCUGCAAACGUAUCUCAGCAAGGUUUACAGCCUAUUCCAGAAGACAGUGAAAUCAGAGGUGGCCAAGUGAGUUCGAAGCCUGUUGUUGCACCAACUACCGCAACGACAGCUCCAUCUGCUUUGGAUACAAGCAGCCAAUCAGGAACAAGCGAUUAUGAUUCGUCAGAUGAAGAUGAUGACAGCGGUAAAGAUGAUGAUUAUGAUGAAAUGGAAGUUAGAAAAACAAGGGUUGGUAUGAAUGAUGACCACACUGAACAUACGAUGGAGGAUGAAGAGUGCAUUGAUGAUGAAGACAUUAUAAAAACUGAUUCAAUGCAAACAACACCAAGAGGUAGUGUUCGUCAUCUGCCAUCCACCGAAGAUGAUGAGUUUCAGAAAGCACUUGAUAAUAUUAUGAUUGAAAGUCUUCAAGCUCGUAAAACAACUCAAGUGCAGCAACAAGAUAUGACUGUUCCUGUCAGUGUCAAAAAAUCAAUGCUGAAAAAUGAUAGUCCAGGAGAAGAUAAUGCUAUCAAGUUUCUUCUUCUGACCAAAAAAGCUGGAAAACAAACCCUAAAACCUCUCCUAAUACCCAAAACUGAACAUCUCGCUGCGAGUCUGAAAGACAGAGCACAAGCUGAACAAAAACAAAAGCAGGAAUUGAAGAAAAUAACUCUUUCUAUAAAUGAAAGACAAGUCGAGGAAGAACAUCAGCAAGAACUAUUCAACAGCACAAGAUCUCCCCCUGCAAACUUGAAUCGUGAGAGGAGACCGAAAUAUCAGCCACCGAAAGGCGCACCCAAUGCCGAUUUGAUCUUCAACACUGGUGGAAGUUUUCUUAAUCGUACUAUGAGACGAAGAGGAUCAUUCCAGAAAAGAGGUUAUGUUCGUUAUAGUACCUAAGAAUCUGUCAGAAUAACCUUGUGGAGACAUCUGUAGAAAGGUAAACUGGCACAUUGAUACUCGUGACUACCACAGAGGUCAGCACAAGGGACAUACUUAUUCAGUUUCUACGGCAUGAGAGACUUUAUUCCUUAUUUUGAAAGGUUUAUACAUUGAGAUUCAACAAUAAAUAUAUAUUUUUCGUAAUAAGUUUGUAGUUUCUCACAGAAAAUAUUGAGUCUUUGUUCGAUUUGAAAGGAAGUCGGUAGACAUUUUAGCAGAAAUCCCAGAAAGAAGCUUGAAACUUGGAGAAUUCAGCUGUUUGUCACAAAGCAUCAACAGGAAAUAAUUCAGUAUAGCAUAGAAAAGAAGUUUUUAUCAGUGUUCCAUAGUUCUAUGACAGGCAAAGUUGCGGUCAGUCGCACAAUUUUUUGUGAUGUCUAAUACAAUAAAAUCAUCAGCGUGAUUGCAAAUGAAAUUGUUCGCAACUGUUUUUCUGUGAGACUUUUUUUUUUUUUUGGAAUGAUCUCUGCAGGUCAUACUUAUAUUACACUGACGAUUGACCUUCGUGAAUUCUAAGAUUAUCAUGUGAUAACAAAGACAAAAUG
This is a messenger RNA of Styela clava, 4587 nucleotides long. RefSeq names its product regulator of nonsense transcripts 2-like. Gene Ontology annotation, molecular function: RNA binding; protein binding. Gene Ontology annotation, cellular component: exon-exon junction complex; cytoplasm. The record is from RefSeq and is a predicted model, not a curated record. Gene Ontology annotation, biological process: nuclear-transcribed mRNA catabolic process, nonsense-mediated decay. NCBI's taxonomy places the organism in Eukaryota, Metazoa, Chordata, Ascidiacea, Stolidobranchia, Styelidae.